Molecule: messenger RNA, 2717 nt
Organism: Cornus florida
Lineage: Eukaryota; Viridiplantae; Streptophyta; Magnoliopsida; Cornales; Cornaceae
Product: aspartic proteinase 36-like
Exons: 12
Coding region: 192-2216 (674 amino acids)
Biological process (GO): proteolysis
Molecular function (GO): aspartic-type endopeptidase activity
Source: RefSeq, a predicted model, not a curated record
UUCAGAGAGGUUGCAUAGUCUUAUUCGUCUGGCCCGCUGACUUCCCCUCCCCAGGAAUACUCUCUCCAUCUAUCUCUAUACUUAUUUUUCUUUAGAAUUUUAGAGAGAGUGAGACGACUUUGCCGUCUUCCUUGCUCAUAUUCAACUCCAAACACGGACCAUCUUCAAUCGCCCGAGCCGGCACUGAGCAAAUGGCGCAGCCCCCGUUCGCCACCGCCAUCACCACCACUUCCACCGUCCUAAUUUUAUUAUUCUUAGUACUCGGUCCAUCCGGCGUCGGUUCCUACUCUGCCGUGCCCGAUCUCUUAGGCGAUCCAGAUACCAUCCUCCUCCGACCACCUCACGGCGGCAGCAAUCACCACGCCAUGUUUCUGCCUCUUUUUCUUUCUCCUCCCAACUCUUCCCGGAGUGCGGUCGCUGCCGGCCGCGGAAGUCCCCGUCGCCACCUCCAAAGAUCCGACGCUCACCACCCCAACGCUCGGAUGCGCCUCUACGACGAUCUUCUUCUAAACGGUUACUAUACCACCAGACUUUGGAUUGGAACUCCUCCACAGGAAUUCGCUCUUAUAGUUGAUACAGGGAGUACUGUCACAUACGUCCCCUGCUCUACGUGCAAACAGUGUGGCACCCACCAGGAUCCUAAGUUCCAGCCCGAAAUGUCUAGCACCUAUCAACCUGUAAAGUGCAAUGUCGAUUGCACCUGUGACAAUGACAUGGUGCAAUGUGUUUAUGAGAGACAGUAUGCUGAAAUGAGUUCUAGCAGUGGUGUCCUUGGUGAUGAUAUUAUAUCCUUUGGUAAUCAAAGUGAACUUUUGCCCCAGCGUGCUGUUUUUGGUUGUGAAAAUGUGGAAACUGGCGACCUUUAUAGUCAACAUGCUGAUGGCAUAAUGGGUUUGGGCAGUGGAGAGCUCAGUGUUGUGGAUCAACUUGUUGACAGAGGUGUAAUUAGUGAUUCUUUUUCUUUGUGUUACGGUGGGAUGGAUGUUGGUGGUGGCGCUAUGGUUCUUGGUGAAAUCUCUACCCCUGUAGACAUGGUCUUUACCCAUUCAGACCCUGCACGAAGUCCAUAUUACAAUAUUGAUCUGAAGGAGAUACUUGUUGCUGGGAAGCCAUUGCCCUUAAAUCCAAAGGUUUUUGAUGGAAAACAUGGAUCCGUCCUUGAUAGUGGUACUACAUAUGCUUACCUACCAGAAGCAGCAUUUGUAGCAUUUAAGAAUGCUAUCAUAAAAGAACUCCACUCGCUCAAACGGAUUCGUGGUCCUGACCCAAAUUAUAAUGAUAUUUGCUUCUCUGGUGCUGGAGGUGAUGUUUCACAACUCUCGAAAUCCUUUCCAACAGUUGACAUGGUAUUUGGCAAUGGACAGAAGCUGUCAUUAUCUCCUGAAAACUACUUGUUCCAGCAUUCAAAGGUGCAUGGUGCAUAUUGCCUGGGGAUUUUUCAGAAUGGACAUGAUCCAACCACUCUGUUAGGAGGAAUCAUUGUCCGCAAUACUUUUGUUGUGUAUGAUCGUGAGCAUGAAAAGAUUGGUUUCUGGAAAACUAAUUGUUCUGAGUUAUGGGAAAGACUUCACAUCCUUGAUGCUCCUCCGCCGUCGCCUUCAACCUUAAAUGGAACAAACUCAACCGCAGAUAUGGCACCUGCAUUUGCCCCUAUUGGACCUCCACCGCUUGUUAUUCCAGGGGAACUUCAAGUUGGAUUCAUAACGUUUAAUAUGCUGUUGAAUGUCAAGUACUUGGACCUAAAACCUCAUGUCACAGAGCUUGCUCAGUUCAUUGCACAGGAGUUAGAUGUUAAUGCUUCACAGGUCCACCUACUUAAUUUUACGUCUGAAGGAAAUGAUUCUCUCGUAAGAUGGGCUGUUCUGCCAGCAGGCUCUGCUGACUACUUUUCUAAUUCCAAUGCAAAGAGUAUAAUUUCCCGCUUAGCUGAACAUCGCAUGCAGCUUCCUGAUGCGUUUGGAAGAUAUCAAUUGGUUGGAUGGAAAAUUGAGCCCCCACCAAAAAGCAGGACCUGGUGGCAGCAACAUUACUUGUUUGUGGUUGUAGCAAUUAUUGUAACCUUAAUUCUGGGAUUAUCGGCUUCUGGGGCAUGGCUUAUUUGGAGACGGAGACAGCAAUCACUUGUUUCAUACAAGCCUGUUGAUGCAACUGUUCCGGAUCAAGAAUUACACGUGGUUUCUCGUGAGCAGGAACUACAGCCGCUUUCAAACUCAUAAAAGUUGUCUUUGCCUGGUGAUUUAUGUGAAACAGUAUAGCACAGCAUUCUUCAAUCUAGAGUAAGAUGACCGAUUUCUGCAUCCAUAGCUUCUAAAACGAUGAGCAUGAUGUGGACACAAGUUUAAGUCAGCGAGCAGCUACUUUGUGCAAAUAUAAUGCCAAGGGUUUCCGACAUUUCUCUAGAUCUUCCCAAUACAUCCCGUUCCAACACCUUGCAUAGAUAGAACCAGCGCUGGUAAUGACUUCUGACAUGGGAACCAACCUUUGAGGGCUUUAUUUGAUGUUUCAUAAACUGGGAUAAAAUUGUUGUGGAAGAGAACUCCUCAUUUUCGGUAUUUCAUAUACGUAAAUUAGUUCGUGAUGUUGUAAGAUAUUAUUGAAUUAAAGGUCAAGUCAAUGAGAUGAAUUACAAAUCUACAGUAAUAGAAAUAAGGAUUCUGUGAUGAACAAGGACAAGAUGUAUUCUUUAUAGAAAUAUAUUUUGCUGGUUCUAAUUUGUA